This is a messenger RNA of Cylindrotheca closterium, 1548 nucleotides long. NCBI's taxonomy places the organism in Eukaryota, Bacillariophyta, Bacillariophyceae, Bacillariales, Bacillariaceae. The record is from the annotation of a GenBank genome assembly.
AUGACCAUUACGGACUUCACCGUGUGCAAAAAGAGCUACCGCUAUCUCACCACCCAGGCGAGCUACCCAAACCAUGAUUCCAAGGCGGUCCUCGAUGCCUUUGAUCCCACCAAGGACCUUCAGUUGCAAGAUCUAAACAGCCUUGUCGAAAAGGGCGUACAGGGAGGCGCCCCCGCCUGGUACACGGGAUGGCCUAAGGAACAGGUGAACAACUUUAAUUUUUGGCAUCGUCCAAUGAUUAGAUACACAACGGUUGGCAAAAAGAAAGAACAGCAUUUUGAUAAAUUGUACGUGCUGGACCAUGACGUUCUGGAGAACGGGAGCGACCCACUGGCAUUCUCUUGGCUGGCAAAGGCCUUCUCGAAAACUGAUCCGGUUAAGGUUCCAAAGUUGGAGGCGUGGUUGAUAAACGAGGAGCUCGAGCAGGAUCACUCCAAGUUGUUUGUGAUGGAGGAUAUCACUGACGAAGAUCCUGAGACGGCUUACGACCGACUGGUAACACGCAAGCGAAUGCCCAUUCCCAAGGAGUUCUUGGAUAUCACUUGGGACGGAUCCGAGGAGCCUGAAAAAAUUUCGGAAGUGCAUGAAAAGUUCCGGCACUUCGUGGACCAUUGGCGCAAGGCGAACACGGUCAUCGGGAGAGAUCAGCUUUCAAAGAACGUCGGAGAACCUGCUGUUCUCACUGCGACAUCUGCCCAACGUUGGGUUUCCGGAGUAAUCAAUUUGGAUUUCGCCGGAUUGGACUCGGAGGACUCAAUUGGAGAUUCCCCCAACAAGACCUACGAACUGCUCACCAAGACCUUGGCAGCCGUUGAGGAGAGUAAUAAGACGACAAAGACCUCCGUGGAAUCGCUUUCGGAGGUAGUGGUAGCGGGCAUCCAUGGACAAGCAUCGGACAAGAAGGCGCCCCCAAAUACAGUGGAAAAGAAGUGGCCCACAAGACUCUCCUAUCUGAAGAGAGUUGCUGGUACUACGACCUCGGCUCAGCUUCCCACUCUCUGGCACGAGCUAGCAAAGUGUAAGAAGCACAAAUCAAUUGGAAUUGUGCAGUCCCUGCUGGAUGAUGAGGCCGAGAAACUGAACAUCAAUAUGGAAUUCAUCAUUUCAGCCCGAGUAAUCAAGAGCCUGGUGGAAUUGGAAUUUUGUUCGCGCGGCGACGCUGAAAAGGGUUUGAACAUGUUUAAUAGUGUCUGUUUCCAGCACUACAAAAAUGCAAACGCGAUCAACGAUUACAACAAGAGCGAUUACUGGUUGACGGGCGAAAAGACAACCGCGUCAAUGAAGGAUCAUCAAGCCCACGACAAGAUCAAGCACGCUAUCUUCCCAAAGGAUCCCAUGCAGUUCCGUGAGAUGGUCAAUGGUAUGCAGGUAUAUAUAACUGAUGCAUUAAUUGUAUUAAAACUAUCUCAAGUUUCUAGAUUGCCGUUAACGGCUGUCAUGGCCAUUUACCAUAUGGAGGUGAGUCCAGUACUGUUGAACCAGUGUGAGGCAUCCAAUCCCAAGGAAGUUGCUCUCAUCGGAUAUUACAUUGCACCCUUGCACAUGUAG